This is a messenger RNA of Exserohilum turcica Et28A, 342 nucleotides long. RefSeq lists its product as uncharacterized. The coding region runs from base 1 to 342 and encodes 113 amino acids. The record is from RefSeq and is a predicted model, not a curated record. NCBI's taxonomy places the organism in Eukaryota, Fungi, Ascomycota, Dothideomycetes, Pleosporales, Pleosporaceae. The transcript has a single exon.
AUGAGACUCUCGGCUCUCACGCCCCUUAUCCUCGCGACCCUCAUCCACGCAAAGCCAGCACCCGCCGCAGGACCCCAUCAAACCGACACAGUCCCGCAAUGCCACGACGCAGUAGCGAUCCGCGCCGCCAACGCCCCGCACGCAUAUCUCGCCGAGCGCGCCAACAGCAACAACAAGAAAAAGAAGAAGAAGAAGAACAGCAAGCCUAAAAAGCCAAAAGGCGUAAACAUCACGGAUACGGAUAACAUAGCUUCAUCGUUUUCUGCGGGCUCCAGCCGUACGCUGCAGGUUGGUGCUGCGGUGGGGUUGGGCGUGUUGGAGAUGGUCAGGUUGUGGGGGUAG